AUGUCCCUACCUCGGAACAUCCGAGAAGUCCAAAGGCUGAAUGGACGCCUGACCGCGCUGAACCGCUUCCUGUCCCAAUCAGCUGAGAAGGCUCUGCCCUUCUUUAAGGUGCUCAAGAAGGCUGAUCAAUUUGCCUGGACGGAAGAGUGCCAGUCUGCUUUCGACAAGUUGAAGCAAUACCUCCAUCACUUACCCACUCUCGCUUCACCUCGGCCCGAGGAGAAGCUCUACCUCUACCUCUCCGCAGCCGACGAGACUGUCAGCGCUGUGCUUAUCCGAGAUGAGGGCACUCAAGUGCCAGUCUACUAUGUCAGCCGAGCUCUCCGCGGGCCAGAGACUCGGUACACCCAAGUGGAGAAACUCGUACUAGGACUGGUCCACGCAACCCGGCGGCUGAAGCCUUACUUCCUGGCUCAUCCCAUCUCCGUCAGGACCGACCAGCCCAUCCGGCAGAUAUUGGUGCGUCCCGAGACUUCUGGUCGCCUCACCAAAUGGGCUGUCGAAUUGGGAGAGUAUGACUUGUCAUAUGAGCCCCGCACUGCCAUAAAAGCACAAGCCUUAGCCGACUUCCUCGCCGAGCUGACCUUCACGGAAGGUCCAGAGUCCACCUCCGCCAGUGCCGAGGUGUCCACCCCACCCCCAUGGACAUUGUAUGUCGAUGGAUCCUCUAAUGGAGAUGGCUGCAGAGCCGGACUGCUCCUGGAAGGACCUCAGGGAGAGGUGUGCUCGUACGCCCUCCGCUUUGGCUUCCCGGCCACCAAUAAUGAAGUCGAGUACGAGACUCUGAUCGCUGGAUUCCAGCUAACCCGUAGACUCGGAGCCCAACAGAUCCAUGUCCGCAAUGACUCCCAACUAGUAGUACGCCAGGUUCUUGGUGAAUACAAAACCAAGAAAGAGACCAUGCAACGGUAUCUCUCCAAAGUUCAUCAACUUACCGCGUACUUCGAGUCCUUCGAAAUCCAAAGGAUACCCCGGUCCCAGAAUAAGCGGACCGACGCCUUAUCCCGGCUGGCUUCCACAUCAUUCUCUGACCUCAACAAAACAGUCUUAGUGGAAGUCCUGAAUGAAUCGGGAUACAUGGAGGAGGUGGCCUACCCUGUGUACUCUGAAGAUACUUGGAUGACCCCGUUCAUCCUCUUCUUGGGUCAGGGAACCCUUCCCGAAGACCGAGCCGAGGCGAGGAAGAUACAACGCAAGGCUGCUCGGUAUGCUCUCCGCGAUGGAGAACUGUAUAAGCGCUCCUACCUCGGCCCGUGGCUGAGUGUCCUGUGGUCGUAUCGAACCACGCCGAGUUCAGCAACGCAAGAGACCCCCUUCUCCCUGACCUACGGCGCCGAGGCUGUCAUCCAGGCUGAGAUCCUUACCCACAACCCUCGGCUGGCAGCCUAUGCCGCCGAGGUGAACGACGAAGAGAGACAGCUGGAUCUCGACCUCGUCGAGAAACGAAGGGACCUCGCCUCAGCCCGGAUAGCUUCCUACAAGAACACACUGGCACACUAUUACAAUGCCCGCGUCAGACACCGUAGAUUCCAGCCUGGAGACUUGGUUCUCAGAAAAAACUCGAUCAGCCGAGCUGAACCGCAAGGGAAAUUGUGCCCGAAAUGGGAAUGCCCUUACCGAGUUGUGGAAUCUGACCUUAAGGGAUAUUGUAAAUUGAGCUACCGAGAUGGUUCACCAGUGCCGAGGUCUUGGCACGCCGAGAACCUCAAAAUGUAUUAUUCUUGA
Molecule: messenger RNA, 1725 nt
Organism: Coffea arabica (coffee)
Lineage: Eukaryota; Viridiplantae; Streptophyta; Magnoliopsida; Gentianales; Rubiaceae
Source: RefSeq, a predicted model, not a curated record